UUUUAUCUCAAUACCAGUAAUUCACGCUCCUUACCACCGCGUGAAUACUACUUCCACCCCAAGGUACAACAACGUGAUGCGGUGAUUCUCGAAAUUAUACCCCGAAAAACACAGGGAGAGAGAGAGAGAGAGAGAGAGAGAGAAAGAGAGGGAGGGAUUCUUCUUCUGGGUUUCUAUCUAUUUUGGAUUUGAAGGGACUAUAAAACCGUUAAAGGAUAUCGAUUACAUGGACACGAAUCAGGUGUUAGAUGUUUCUGACACUCCUGAUAGAUUGGCUAAACAGAAUAUGAACAGCAGAGGCUUCAUUGAAAAACAAAGUGAUUCUGCAGUGGCAAGUCAUUCAGGAAAAACUGAUUUUUUGGAUGAAGGGGCUAGUUGGCUAAGAGGCAGGAGUAAACUUGUGGUUGAUGAUGGGCGUAGCAGAAGGCCGUCUUUGCAACCAGUGAAAAAACCUAACUCUGAACUCGAUUUCACGAAUUCAUCAUCUUCUAAAAAAUUGUUUAGGAGAAUGGAAGUAGACAAAAUUGGCAAUGAUGAGAACAAAAGUUCUUUACACUGGCAAAGUAAAGAAGGGAAAGGAAAAGCUCUAUGGACUUCUACCUCCAGAGGAAAUGAUGUAGUUGACUUGACGAAGCAGAGUGGGCCUGCUGAAGUACUGAAAAAAGCAUUCCCAAAUGGAGCAUCAGAGCGUUGUCAAACCGGAGAAAUAAGAAAAGGACCAAUAUCAGUUAAUGGGUUCUCUCCUUUACACGGCAUAGCAAAUUCUUCAACUAUGGCCCACAAUGCUUACAAAGGAAAAGAAAGAAUGGAUGCUACAUGCAUAGGAGGUUCAGGUAAUGAUCGUGGAAAAGGUAUCUCUGUUGAUUCUGUACCUAACGUUGGAAAGAGUCUCGUUUCUAUUCCCUCACCUAGAGUCCGUGGGCCAAAACGAUUGGUGAGAAAUGGUUGUAUCUCUCCACAUAUUACUGAGAAGGCCAAUCAGUUAGCUGGAAAUCGCAGUAAUGGUUCGACAGAUGUACAGAUUGAUAAUGGAGCUCUGGAGUCUGAUUUCUCAUCCAGUUUGAUUAGGGAGUUGGUUUCUGAAGACAAUAGUUCUCAAAGAAAGUUUUUUCCUUCAAAAGAGCCUGCUACAGAAACCACGAGGCAUUCAUUGACUAGCAAUGAAGAGGUCAGUGGAACUUGCAAUGCCAAUGGGUGGCGAAGUACUCGUAACCACACAAAGCAAGUAAAUCCCUCCUUAUCUGAUCAGGGUCAACUUCUUUCCCGAACACAAAAUGACCAAUCCUCUGUCAACCUACAAAACGAAAACAGUAUGGUGAGAAGAGAUAAUGGGAGCAGAAGUAGGAACUGGCCCGGUGAUGUCUAUGAUGUUUGUAAUGAGAAUGGGCCAAGUGCUGCAGCAAGAACUUCUAGUAAAAGGCAGAAGCACAACUCUGCCUCCAGUAAUCACAGUGAAACCUCAACCUCUGUAGACUCGGAAAUAAUGUUUCUUGGCUCAUCGGUGGAGCCAUCAAAUUCAAGGUCUACCAGGAGCAGGAAUAGUCAUAGCAUUUUGAAUCCGAUUAUUGAAAUUGAGGAAUUCUCUCCCGUAAUAACGCGUGGAUCCCGCAACAGACUUCAUGGUACUAGUAAUUCUGACUCACAUGCUAGGGAAAUACAGUUAGAAACUGACGAGAUGUUGGCCCGUGAGCUCCAAGAAAAAUUAUAUAACGAGGCGCCAGGCGUUGGAAAUGGAGAGAUUGAUGCACAUAUAGCUUUGGCGUUGCAGCAGGAGGAAACUUCACAGCGCACAUUUUCUAAUAGAGGCCCUGUAAUUUCAAAUUCCAGUAGACAGUCUCACACUCGAUCUUCUCAAAACCCUACAAUUCGCAGAGGCACCCAGGCUCGAGGUCGUGGCUCAACUAGAUUGACAAGGUCGAGGAGUCGUUUACCCAGCCAAUCAAUUAGAACACCACAUAGGGGAAGAAGGUCUAUUUUUCCUCCAGACAUGGAUGUUGACAUGAGAAUGCAUAUAUUGGAAGCUUUAGAGGCCUUCAGCGAUAUGGGAGUGACUGGUAACUUCCGUCAAGCUCAGAAUGCUUUCAACGAAAAUGAUUACGAAACAUUAUUGGCCCUCGACGAGAAUAAUCACCUGCAUGGUGGUGCAUCUCUUGAUCGAAUUAACAUGUUACCACAGUCAACAGUUCAGGGUAACAAUUUUGAUGAAACAUGUGCAAUUUGUCUUGACACCCCAACCACUGGGGACACAAUACGCCAUCUCCCUUGCUUGCAUAAAUUUCACAAAGAUUGCAUUGAUCCAUGGCUCAGAAGAAGAACGUCAUGCCCGGUGUGCAAGUGCUCUAUCACUUGAUUAUUAGCAACCAGUAACUUUUUGGUUCAUGUUUUGUUGUAUCGCAUGACACAAAAUUCGUGAGCAGUAGUAUUCGAGGUUUCUAGGUAAAAUCAUGAACGCACUUCUUUCAGGGCCUCGACAUUGAUGGAUUCUUCCUUGAAGGUCCACCCUUGCUUUAGUUUCUCUUUUUCUUCUAGGUGUUAUUACAGACUAAUUAAAAUCUCCCCUAGUAGUUAGCUGAUAAUGGUAUGCAUUAUACUUUACAUUAUGGUAUUGAACCGCACCAAGUCCACGUAUUUCAGAGCUAUCUCCGAUUCCUACUAAUUAAGCACCCCAUCAAGUGCGGGACUUGGCUAGCAGUUCUUGGGAACCAGACUGUAUAAACAAGCCUCAACUUUCGUGAUUUUCUGUGGGGUGUUGGUGGGGCUGGUAUUUUGGGGCCUCUUGUGGCAAGAGAACUCUCUCAAUUGGUCAUGAUGUCGGAAAUUUCUUCCUUUUCCUGUUUCGCAGCCGCAUCGGUUGAGAAGCAAGGGUUGCCUUUUGUUGUCCAGCUGCAUGUAUUACAGUACUACAAUUGGUUUCUUUUCUAAACUUAUGAAGGCUGUGCUUGGAUCAUGGAUAUCUGAAAUGAUGUACUGAUGGAAAUUGAAAUUAUUGAGAGCCAAAGAUACGAAUUCGGUAUCUACACUUCA
Rhododendron vialii is the source of this 3024-nucleotide messenger RNA. RefSeq lists its product as uncharacterized. The coding region runs from base 227 to 2350 and encodes 707 amino acids. Gene Ontology annotation, molecular function: zinc ion binding. The record is from RefSeq and is a predicted model, not a curated record. The transcript has 9 exons. Lineage: Eukaryota; Viridiplantae; Streptophyta; Magnoliopsida; Ericales; Ericaceae.